Diatraea saccharalis (sugarcane borer) is the source of this 1998-nucleotide messenger RNA. The record is from the annotation of a GenBank genome assembly. NCBI's taxonomy places the organism in Eukaryota, Metazoa, Arthropoda, Insecta, Lepidoptera, Crambidae.
AUGAAGGAAAUCGAUAUAAAUAUUGAAGGCUACAAUGUGAACGGGAUAUGUGUUGGUUGUUUAAAUUACAAUCGAAAGAUGUUCUAUCAGGAAGACAUAAAGAAAUGUUUCAACAAAUUGGCCGAUAUUGAUAUCCCAGAUGGUCUUUCGGUGCAGGUGUGCUGGGAAUGUCUUGCGAAUGUCCAGAGAGUGUGCCAGUUCUCGAAGCAGAUUCUGAAAUCUUACGAUAUACUAAUAAAUUAUUCCAGACAGCACACAUUUCUCAACUCACCAUCAGACUUCACAAAUCAUUCGACAAGUCGACUCAACAUAUCCGAGACUGUUACAUAUGAAAUGCUCAAUUCAUCAUCCAAAUUAUCAGAUGAGAAUGAACAAAAUGAUGACAAGCUGGAAUUAAAAACAGAGUUGAUCAGUGAUCAGUAUGAUGCAGAUUUAGAGUCUCUUAAAAUUGAAGAUGAUAAUUACCAGCAUAUUGAUAAUGAUGUCCAGUUUGAUGACCAUGUACAUGAUCAGUCUUCAGAAGACGACAUGCAACUGUCAAAGCUUAAACAAAAGAAGGAGAAGAGUAAAAAGGUCAAAAAACACAAGAAGGAUACUGAGGAGAAGUUAAAAACGGCGGAUAAAACUGUCAAAGACCCUCAGAAGAAAUUGAAGAAUCUACCGCCUGAUCUAGUCCAGGUAUAUAUGAUGAAUGACGAGGAAAUGUGGACCGUAAGAUCAGAGGACCAAGACAAUAAAUACUUCGGCAAGCUCCGUAUGAAAUGUUUGAUGUGCCUGAUAACUUUUAAUUCGGAGAAGCAUGAAGCGGAGCAUAUGGCUGGGAAACAUAGACCGAAAGGCGACGAUUGUCUACAAUGUGAUGUAUGCAAAGCAUAUUUUUUGACUAAGGAUCAUCUGUCAGCUCAUAGGAGUCUGCAUUUGGUAGCUUAUAGGUGUAAAGAAUGUGGUCUGAGAACUUCAGUGAAGGCUAUUAUAAGGAAACAUAUAAAGACACAUCAAGGUGAUAUCAAUGAGUUCCACUGUAAGACCUGUGACAAGAUUUUCAGUUCUAGAUCUAAACUAUCAUAUCACCGCAGUAAACAUCAUAAAGAAAAAUUGCAGUGCGAUUGCUGCGGCAAAGUUUUUGCAAGCAAAAUGACACUCAAAUAUCAUAUAAAAGUUCUAGGAUCAAAUAAAGAUGAAAAACCUAAGGAGAAAUUAAAUAUACCUUGCAAGGGAUGCAACAAAGUAUUUCCUUCCAAGAAAAGUUACAGGGCGCACGUUGUGAUUCACAAUGGUAUAACGUAUCCGUGCCCUAUAUGCGGAAAAGCGUUCCAGUGGAAGAGGAAUCUGGCUCGCCACACUAGGAACCAUAGAGAAAGGGAUGCUGGGGCAUUACACGAGUGUAGAGAAUGCGGGAAAACGUUCUCCAGCAGGGACUGUUAUAAUAAUCACAUGAAGCUGAGUAAGCGGCACGUGCCCGAGGAUGCGUACGUCCACGAAUGUAAUUAUUGUGGCAAGAAAUUCGCCACAAAAUGGUGCAUGGUAGAUCACAUAGACUGGGACCAUUUGAAAGUCAUCAAAUACCAAUGCAGCGUUUGUUUCAAGGCGUUUAAAACGGCUAAGAUAAUGGUAGCGCACAUGAAUAAUAUACACGAAGGGAAAAAGAAUAAGGAGCCCGACGGAGAACAUUUGUGCGAGAUUUGCGGGAAAUCUUACAAGACCGUUAAGCGUUUAAAGGGACACGUAUGGGCGAUGCACACUAAUAGAUCGUCCAGUAAGAACUUCAAGUGUAAAUUGUGUCCAGCCACAUUCGCCUGGCAGACUUCUAUAUACAAACAUAUGAAGAUGAUGCAUGAGAACAAGAGGAGUAAGCAAUCCCGCUUGCAGUCAGUGAAGAAACAGGAGUCCUAUACAGAUGUAGAGUCAACGGCACGUAUGCAAUAUUUCCAGCAGAACAACUUGAUCCAGAAUAUAGUAUUAGUACCUCAAGCAACUGUACCACCUCAUGUUGUUUAA